AUGCAGGUUUUGGAAGAUGCAAGUGACUUUGCCGGUGAAGCCAUUCAAGUCGCAAGUGCUGCUGCAGGAGCUGGAGGUGAGCGGCUAGUCCAUCAUCAUCGUCUGCCAGCGCUUGGGUGGCGGCAGCCGGGUGACAACAGCGAAUACGAAAUUGUGACUCCAUAUGAAGCUGACAGCAGUGGUGAUUAUAUAUCUCUCUCCGUAAUCCACCAACAGAGAAAGAAGCGAUCAGUUCAUAAUGUUGGUGAUGAAUCUCUCUACUUCAAACUCAGUGGGUUUGGCCAGGACUUUCAUUUGGAGCUAAGAACUUCCAAGGACCUAACGCCUCCUGGAUUUACAGUGCAGACUUUAGGAAAACAAGGCUUAAAAUCUGUAGAGUACUAUCACCCAGAGGAGCUGUGCUUCUAUCAAGGUGCUUUAAUAUCACAUAACAAAUCUUCAGUGGCACUUUCUACAUGCAAAGGCUUGUCAGGUUUGAUCAGGACAGAAGAAGCUGAUUACAUUUUGACACCUCUACCUCAGCACCUUGCACUUAAGCACAAUUACACAGCACCUGAAGGGCACCAUCCACAUGUCCUCUAUAAGAGAUCUGCAGAGCCAAAAGUACACCAUCAAAAUAACGAGGUAACCAUAAAUCAAAGGUCUAUGGGAAUUGAAUAUUAUGAUCAUAAGUAUCGACACCAACACCGACGUCGUAAUGACUACAAGCAUGGACAACUUCAAAAGCAACACUACUGCGGAAGACGCAAGAAAUAUAUGCCAAAACCCCCAGAAACAGACAUGUAUAUUCUCCCAGAUGAGUAUCGGUUCUUACCCAGAAACAAGCGGUCCUUGUUCAAGACGCGGAAGAAUGAAAAGCUGAAUGUGGAAACUUUAGUUGUGGUGGACAAGAAGAUGAUUGAAAACCAUGGCAGCGAAAACAUAACUACAUAUGUGUUAACUAUACUAAAUAUGGUGUCCACUCUGUUUAAGGAUGGCACGAUAGGAGGAAACAUAAAUAUUGUAAUCGUUGGGAUUGUCCUGCUUGAAGAAGAUCAGCCAGGUCUUUUAAUAAACCACCAUGCAGAUCGCACUUUGAACAGCUUCUGUCAGUGGCAGUCGGGAUUGGUGGGCAAAGAUGGUAAUCGUCAUGAUCAUGCCAUUCUGCUGACAGGCCUUGACAUUUGUUCUUGGAAGAAUGAGCCUUGUGAUACUUUAGGAUUUGCACCCAUUAGUGGGAUGUGUAGCAAAUAUCGCAGCUGUACUAUCAAUGAAGACACUGGAUUAGGUCUGGCCUUUACCAUCGCUCAUGAGUCUGGACACAACUUUGGUAUGAUUCAUGAUGGAGAAGGAAAUGUAUGCAAGAAAUCCGAGGGUAAUAUCAUGUCACCAACACUAGCAGGGCACAAUGGGGUCUUCUCGUGGUCAGCCUGCAGCCGGCAAUAUCUCUAUAAGUUUCUGAGCACGUCCCAGGCAACUUGUCUCGUUGACGAACCAAAGCCAGCAAAUGAGUACAGAUACCCUGAUAAGCUGCCAGGAGAACUCUAUGAUGCCGACACUCAAUGCAAGUGGCAGUUUGGGGUGAAGGCCAAACUCUGCAGGCUGGAUUUUAAAAAGGAUAUCUGUAAAGCACUUUGGUGCCAUAGAGUUGGCCGAAGAUGUGAAACAAAGUUCAUGCCAGCUGCUGAAGGCACUGUUUGUGGGCUCAACCGGUGGUGUCGCCGUGGGCAAUGUGUGAAACAUGGAGAUUCAGGGCCAAAGCCUAUAAAUGGUCGUUGGUCAAGCUGGUCAAUGUGGUCACCUUGUUCGAGGACCUGUGGAGGAGGCGUAACAAACCGAGAACGUCAGUGUACAAACCCAAGGCCACAGUAUGGAGGAAAGUUCUGUGAUGGUACCCAUCGUACAUACAAGCUUUGCAAUAAUCAAAAAUGCCCUAAAAAUAGCAUUGAUUUUAGAUCACAGCAGUGUGCUGAAUACAACAGCAAGCCAUUCCGAGGGUGGUACUACAACUGGAAGCCAUAUGUUCAUGUUGAAGACCAUGAUCUUUGCAAACUGUAUUGUGCGGCAGAAGAUUUUGACUUCUUCUUUGCUCUUUCAAGUAAAGUCAAAGAUGGAACACCAUGCUCUGAGGAAAGAGCUGAUGUAUGCAUUGAUGGUGUAUGUGAGGCAGUUGGAUGCGACCGUGUACUGGGUUCUAAUGCUGUGCCUGAUGCAUGUGGGGUCUGCAAAGGAAACAACUCAACCUGUAAAAUCUACAAGGGCCAAUACAGCAAACAGCACUAUGUCAACCAAUACUACACAGUCGUUGUUAUUCCUGCAGGGGCGCGUAGCAUUCGUGUAUAUGAGGUAAACAUCUCCAACGCUUAUAUUGCUGUUCGAAACCAACAGCAAAAAUACUAUCUCAAUGGCCAUUGGACAUUGGAUUGGCCUGGACGGCACAGAUUUUCUGGCACAAUAUUUGAUUACAAAAGGCCCUUCAAUCACCAGGAAAGCCUUUCAGCCAUGGGCCCUACGAAUGAAACACUGGUGAUAGAGAUACUACUUCAGGGCAAAAAUCCAGGGAUUGGAUGGGAAUAUGCCUUGCCAAAAUCAUCGACUGAGAAUAAAACAGCUCCGAAACACAAUUACACAUGGGCUAUUGUUCGUUCUGAAUGCUCAGCAUCUUGUGGAGGAGGUCGGAUGGCAACAAAAGUAGCAUGUUACCGUGAUCUUCGUGUUCAGGUAAACCUCUCUUUCUGCAAUCCACGGAAUCGACCAGCCACUGGAGUCAUCUCUUGCAAUGUACAGGCAUGCCCUGCAAGCUGGGCUGUUGGUGACUGGGGAGAAUGUAGCCAAGCGUGCGGAAGAGGUGAACAGCUAAGACAAAUCCGCUGCACUCGAAGAGUCGCUUACAAUAAGCUAGAAGAUGUGCAUCAUGCGUUGUGUCCAUAUCCAAUGCCAGUCCGAAAGCAAGCAUGUAAUACUCAUAACUGUCCACCUGCAUGGAGUGUGGGAGCUUGGUCUGAGUGUUCCCGAACAUGUGGAAAAGGGUGGAAAAAGAGGACUGUUGUUUGCAAGAGCACAAAUCCGACUCCCAGAUCUCAGAUCCUACAUGGAAGUGCUUGCAAGGCCAAAGCAAAACCUAAAACCCAGGAAAUCUGCUUGUUGAAACGCUGUCAUAAACAUCGCAAAAUGCAGUGGUUUAUAUCCACAUGGGCCGAGUGUUCUGUAACCUGUGGUAAAGGGAUUCAGAAGAGACAUUUAAAGUGUGCAAACAAAGAGAAUUCUGGAAAAUACAAAGAAUUUGCUUACAAAAGAUGUAAUCACUUGCCAAGACCUAACCUGGAGCUGGAAAGAACAUGCAUUCUAAGUGCAUGUCCAAAACCACCAAGUGAAAGGGGCUUCAGCAAUGCACUAGCAAGCUGGUAUGCCUCACCUUGGUCACAGUGCUCUGUUAGCUGUGGGGGAGGGGUGCGAGCCCGUGCAGUUCAAUGUCUUGCGUACGGCCGACCUACCUCAGGGUGCCUACUGCAUCAAAAACCUCUCGCUACAGAAGCUUGCAAUACCAAUUUCUGUCCUCUGCCUGAAAAGAAAGAUGUGUAUUGCAAAGAUUAUUUCAACUGGUGCUACCUGGUACCCCAGCAUGGUGUUUGCGGUCACAAGUUCUACGGCCAGCAGUGCUGCAAGUCGUGCUCCACGUCAAAUGUAUAGAAGAACCAAUAAACGAACAAAAUGCAUUAAUUUCUUUAUAAGGAAGCUGCACAUUGUAAUUUUGGUUGCAUCUGAUGAUUGAAGAGGUAAAGACUAAAUCAGGUUCUGACUUGUAUAUGAAACCUAGCAGCAUUCCACCUGUCAAUCAAUGUGAUAAAAGAGAGCUUUUCUUGCAUAUAUUACUAUCACCAGGUCAGCAAAAUCUUUGCAGCACUGCCCAUAUUUGAGUGUUUCGGUUCGCAAGCAACAAUCAGCAACGUACCUACAAUACCAUGUAUUUAAGUGGAAGAUUGAAAAAUAUACCAGUUUUUCAAAGGAGGUGUUAUAUGUUACCGACCUACACAAUCUGGCUAUGUGAACUGAACUGAGCAAAGAUUUUGAAAACCAGAAGGCAUUCAAAAUACUGUGUAAACAAAAGUCGGGGGGUGGGGGGGGGGGUGGUGUGGAAAGUGUGGGAGGAAUCUGAAUUAAACUUUCUCAACCCAUUUAUUUACCUCAUUUAAAUAAAUUGAUGACCAUUAAAUAAAACACACUGUGCCAUAUUUAAAACUACU
This is a messenger RNA of Hemiscyllium ocellatum (epaulette shark), 4223 nucleotides long. RefSeq names its product A disintegrin and metalloproteinase with thrombospondin motifs 16. The transcript is spliced from 23 exons. NCBI's taxonomy places the organism in Eukaryota, Metazoa, Chordata, Chondrichthyes, Orectolobiformes, Hemiscylliidae. The coding region runs from base 1 to 3669 and encodes 1222 amino acids. Gene Ontology annotation, molecular function: metalloendopeptidase activity. The record is from RefSeq and is a predicted model, not a curated record. Gene Ontology annotation, cellular component: extracellular matrix. Gene Ontology annotation, biological process: extracellular matrix organization; proteolysis.